Molecule: messenger RNA, 1644 nt
Organism: Peronospora matthiolae
Lineage: Eukaryota; Oomycota; Peronosporomycetes; Peronosporales; Peronosporaceae
Source: the annotation of a GenBank genome assembly
AUGCGCGCAUCUCUGCUGCUCCCAGCGGCGCUACUGGCGCUCGCGACGCCCAUCUCUGUGCGCGCGCGCUCCAUGGACGUGGACGAGUGGCCGGCCACCGAGAGUGACCACACGAAGCUGCAGAUGGUGUUGCCCGAGCGGCUCAUGAAGAAGGACGGCUACGCGCACAAGGAAGCUCUCUUCGGCUACCCGUCGUACUCGACCGGGUCGCUCCAGACGCAGUUGGUCUAUUCGAACGAAUCAGGCUGUGAAGAGAUUUCCAGCAGCGGCUGGGAGCCGCCGUUUGCGCUCCUAUUGGACCGUGGCGACUGCCAUUUUGUCAACAAGGUGCGCCACGCCCAGCGUGCCGGGGCGCGGGCGGUGCUCAUUGCUGACAGCCGAUGCCUCUGCACCGACGUCGAGUGUCUGCGCGAGACAGGGGACGAUUUCUGUGAGACGGUGCUGCCGUUCAUGGCAGACGACGAAUCGGGCGGCGACGUUACGAUCCCGAGCAUGUUGAUCCGCAAGAGCGACGGCGACGCGAUCAAGCGCGAGAUCGCCCAGAGCAAGGGCGUCAGCAAUGUGAUGGUCAAGUUUGACUGGGGCGUGCCUUCGCCUGAUGGGCGCGUCGAGUGGACGCUGUGGCAGAGCGCGUGGGACGAUCAGUCGCUGUCGACGUUGACGAAUCUGGAAGAGAUGGUCAAGGCGCUCGGUGACCGCGCGUUUUUUACACCGCGGUUUGUCUCGUAUAAUGGAAGUAAAGUGGGUUGCCACGAUGAGACGGAAGAAGGGACGUCGGCCUGUGGCAACAUGUGCUUGAACAAUGGUCGCUACUGUCUGCUGGACCCGUCGCCGUCUCAUGACCGUUCUACUGGCGCAUCGGGCGCUGACGUGGUGCUGGAGAAUUUGCGUCGCAAGUGCAUUUGGAAGCUGGAGAGUGAGACCGACCCGGGCGUUGGACUCAAGUGGUGGAAGUAUGUGAAGGCCUCUGGGGAAGCGUGCGGGAAGGAUGAGGACCUUUUUCGGGAGCGAUCUUGCGCCGAGAAGGUGAUGAAGGAGCUGGGCAUUGACAUUGGAGCUGUGGAGAAAUGCAUGCAACCGUACGGUGUGGGUGUGGACGAGGUGAAUCCUUUGCUUGAGGAGGAACUAAAGGAGCAGACUGCGCUUCAACUUUUGCACUUGCCUGCGCUGUACGUGGACGGGGUGCAUGCUCGUGGCCGUGUGGACCCAACAAGCAUUUUGGGUAUGAUUUGUGCUGGCUAUGGUGUUCACGAUCCUCCUGAGGUGUGCUCAUGCGCUAGUCAGUCAUCAGCUGGGCUCUUGGAUUGUGUGAAGGUGGGCAGUCUCGCGAAUGCUGCCGUCAUCACGAGCAACGACGGGUACUCGUUUGCGUCGCUAGUUUUUGUGUUGCUUGCGUUCGUGGGUAUUGUGGCUAUAGGUGGCUUUGUCCACUGGCGUCGCACGCAGCGCCACAUGCGCGACCAGGUGCGGAGCAUUCUGGCUGAGUACAUGCCGCUUGAGGAUCAGUCGUUGGAUGACGAGUAUGAUUUGGAAGAUGAGAAGUCGCGUAUGCUGCACCCGGCGGAGCGAGCUGCUGCGAAGAGUCCCCGCGGCUACAUGCCAUCGCGCGGCUUUCUAGAGCAAGACGAGGAUGGUGGUAUGUGA